UCUUUCUCUUCUCAGCACCUUUCUCUCACUAGAACCAAAACCCUUUCUGUUUCUCUCUCUAAAACCUCUCACGACCUUCAUCUCCGAGAAGUUUCGUUUUAGAUGCCACAAGUCGAUCUGGAGAUCUUAGUCCCUUCGGUAUCCAGCGGAGGAUCCGAUCGCAAGAUUGGCUGCGAAACCCUCGCCGGAGAUCCGAUCGAUGACCCCAAAACCCGACCCGACGCCGGCUCCGUCGCGACUCCGCCGCAGGAUUUUCCGCCGGAAUCUUACUUCCUGUCAAAAGAAGACCAGAUCGAGUGGCUGAGUCAGAACGCAUUCUUUGAGCGCAAAGAAUCGCAGAAAGGGAACUCGACCUCGAAUUCGAAUCCGGGUUCCAAUUUCAACCCGAAUUCCAAUCCUGGUUCAACUUCCCACCCGAAUUCGAACUCGCAGCGGAUUUCGCUGAAGCCCAAGGCAUCGAUCUUCGGAUUGCCAAAACCGCAGAAGACAUGCUUCAACGAAGCCAAGAGCCGGAGAAAUUGCAGAAUCGCAAAAGCACUUUUGAUCCCAAAACGGGUCGGGUCGAGGUUGAAAUCGGAUCCUUCGUUGUCCGAACCUUCGUCGCCGAAGGUCUCAUGCAUGGGACGAGUCAGAUCCAAACGCGACCGGAGCCACCGGAUCCGCCGUCAGAAAUCGGUCCGGUCCAAUCCUGUUAUUGAUAAUCCGAACCGGAGCAAGAAACCCGGUUUCCUCGCCAGCUUCAGGGCCAUCUUCCGAACUGGAGGCGGGUGCAAGGACGUAUCCUCGUCAGCGCGUGGGGAAGACGUGCAUCCGGCGGCGAGAGACAUCAGGAACCGGCUUCCACCGGAUGAUGUGGACGCGGUUAGCGCCGGUCCGAGGAGGUCGCUCAAUGAACCGGUGCGGUCCGGUUUGGGAGGAAUGAACCGGUUUGCUUCGGGGAGGAGAGCGGAUUUGUUGGUGGAUGUUGACGUGGCUUGACGUGCGCCGUCUGAUUCGGGGUGGUGGUGAGUGGGGUCCAUUCCCGCUAGGUUGAAAUAUCGUCUGGUUUUGUGGGACCUACCAAAUUUUGUUUUUGAAAAGUCGUUGGAGCUGACGUGGCGUGUUUUAACAGUUUCUCCAAAACACACGGUGAAGUAAAUGUGGACCCUCGGUGAUUUCGCGGUUUUACUCCAAAAUGCACCGUUUUUGUCUCGUUUAUAUGAUUUUCAACGUUUUUCUUUUAAAUGUUUUGUAAUUUUCUUCUAGUUUUUUCCUGUUUCUUUUACUUAUUCAGUUGUAAAUAGAAGAAAUUUUACAAUAUUUGUAUA
Tarenaya hassleriana is the source of this 1307-nucleotide messenger RNA. RefSeq lists its product as uncharacterized. Bases 103 to 978 code for a protein of 291 amino acids. The record is from RefSeq and is a predicted model, not a curated record. Lineage: Eukaryota; Viridiplantae; Streptophyta; Magnoliopsida; Brassicales; Cleomaceae. The transcript has a single exon.